AUGGUAUUUCUCGAGGGCCACGCGGCCAUGGCUAAAUCCCUAAAUUCUCCCACCCCUUUCCCCAAAUCGAAGCAGAUCAACCAGCUCCACCGGAGCAGAAGAGCCUCCGUUCCCGAUUGCGACCAGUCGCCUCACGCCGUAAUCGAUGUAAUAAUCCUGAUUGCUGUAAUUUGCGCCUCUUGUUUCCUGUUCUAUCCUUAUGCAAAGAUUUUAGCCCGUAAGAGCCUCGAAGUCGGUGGGGAAGUUGUUGAGGUGUUUUUUGAGGAGAUUACUCGAUCACCUAUGGUUUUUGGUUGCUUAGGGGUCAGCCUAUUUUUCACAUCAAUGGCACUUUUGGCGAUUGCCGUUUGCACGGACAGUAGGUGUGGAAAACCGGGCUGCCGUGGGCUCCGGAAGGCUCCGGAGUUCGAUGUUCGGUUGGAGACUGAAGAUAAUUCAAAUAAAUCGUUGCAGAAGGAAUUGUAUGAAGUGCACCAUAAGGAACUGGAGGCAGAUCUCAAAAAGAUGGCCCCGCCCAACGGGAGGGCGGUUUUGGUGUUUCGCACGAGGUGCGGGUGUUCGGUUGGGCGUAUGGAGGUUAUGGGGCCUCGGAAGUAUCGAAAGGUUAAGAAAUAA
This is a messenger RNA of Striga hermonthica, 615 nucleotides long. The record is from the annotation of a GenBank genome assembly. NCBI's taxonomy places the organism in Eukaryota, Viridiplantae, Streptophyta, Magnoliopsida, Lamiales, Orobanchaceae.